AUGGAGACCACAAGCCACCGGCCAUGGGAGACAAAUCCUCCUCAUUCUCUCCCCCAAACCACCCAGACAUUACCUUCGAUAGCUUCUUUGACUUCAAAGCUCCCCGUACAAUCCAUCGAAAGGCCUUCGCCAGACCUUUCAAUCCUGCCACAUCAGAGAGACUCGGGUAGUUGGAUGACACCUGGAACACGCUCUUCUGUUAACUCUGCGAACUCGAUGCCUUACCUGAAUUCGGCUCAUUCGCCUACCGGACCUUCGCCAUAUACACCAGAGACCACCACUGCCCCUUCCGCACCGUUCAAUUCAACUUUGCCACACCAAACAAACGGACUUCCCACCCCUUCAUCUGACUUAAAUCAGCACCGUGGCAGUGGGGACUAUGAUGAAUCCAGGCGAGGCAGUGUCACGAAUAGCAUUCAUCAUGGUAUGAACAAUUUAGGAUUAGGCCCAACUUCACCCUACACUAGCACCAAUGCUUCGCAGACUUCGCUGGUUUCUGGUCUUCAGAGGGAACGAGGGAUCCAACAAAACGGUUACAAUAGUAGCCGCUAUUCCACAAUGAACAAUCCAGCUGCUCCUUAUGCGUCAAGCCGCGGCGGACGAAGUGGGUUUGUCGGAGGACGUGUCGCGCCUCCCAUCUUGGAAAACCCAAAGCAGGAAGUGUACAGUGCAGAAGCCCCGACUAGGGGUCAGGCAUAUGCUUUUCCUGACCCCGAGGCCGCUCCUAGGCAACAAGGACGGACGCCUUCCACGUUUUCGCGCAGAAACAGCUUCGCGGAAUCCUUUACUAGCAGCAUUCUCACCGUAGAGUCGUCUCGACUGCCCCUAGGACAGCAUGAACUCCCAGAAGCUCACCACCAUUCUCUCCAGCACAAACAAGUCGAUAGCCUACGGGGGGAUCCUGAUUCUCCCAACGGAAACACACCAUACAGCCGGACUCCGGAGCUUCGGAUUACACAUAAGCUGGCGGAGCGAAAGCGAAGAAGUGAAAUGAAAGAUUGCUUCGAGCAACUAAGGGCUCGUUUACCUACCAGCCAGAACAAUAAAUCAAGCAAGUGGGAAACACUAUCACGUGCUAUUGAUUACAUUACUCAACUAGAAAACCAGAACAAACAGGUGCGGGUUGAUUAUGAGACACAAAGACUGAAGCUCGCAGAGCUGGAAGCGAAGAUGCACGAAAUGAGCCAGCAACUGCGCGGCAUCCAGCAGCCGCAGAGUUCAUUUCCUCCUCCACCGAACGUCAUGCCACAAAGUCCCCUCGGUUACGGAUCACAUUUCAACAGCCAUGAUGGCUCCGGCGAGCCCAACCGGACAUUGCCGCCAAUUAUGACUACAAAUUCUAUGCAAGGUAUACAAUAUUCUGAAGAACGACGAUAA
This is a messenger RNA of Exophiala spinifera, 1377 nucleotides long. RefSeq lists its product as uncharacterized. Gene Ontology annotation, biological process: positive regulation of transcription by RNA polymerase II. The transcript has 4 exons. Gene Ontology annotation, cellular component: RNA polymerase II transcription regulator complex. The record is from RefSeq and is a predicted model, not a curated record. Gene Ontology annotation, molecular function: protein dimerization activity; DNA-binding transcription factor activity. NCBI's taxonomy places the organism in Eukaryota, Fungi, Ascomycota, Eurotiomycetes, Chaetothyriales, Herpotrichiellaceae. Bases 1 to 1377 code for a protein of 458 amino acids.